AUGUUUCUCAGAGUGUCUUGUUUACUGCUCAUUGUUGUGUCUAGCGCCCACGGAAGUAUCCUGGACAAUCGUGUUGAUGACUGGGAUGAGGAGUGCAAAUUGUCACCAGGUCUGCGCAAAGAAAUCCGAUCUUACAGGCCUGUAGUUGGGAAGAUUAUUCAGAAGAUUGUGGGAGGUGAUUUCAAGGGAGAAACAUGGAGAAGUCUCAGUCAGUUUGUGGACAGAUUUGGUGCACGAAUGUCAGGAUCACAGAGUCUGGAGGAUUCCAUUGACUAUAUGGUGGAAGAGCUGGGGAAAGCCGGACUGCAUGCUUACACAGAAGAGGCUACUGUGACAAAUUGGAAGAGAGGCCGUGAGACUGCGGUUUUGCUGAGUCCCCGGAGAGCUAAUCUCCCUAUUUUGGGAUUGGGCAGUUCAGUGGGAACUCCUGGAAUAACUGGUGAGGUUAUAGCCGUAGAGACUUUUGAUGAAUUUGAGGCACUUCCGGAGGAUUGUGUCAAGGGGAAGAUUGUGGUAUUUGCUCCAAAAUGGGAAUCUUAUGGGAAGACUGUUGCAUAUCGCUCCCAUGGAGCUACUGUGGCAGCCAAAAAAGGGGCUGUGGCUGCUCUGGUGAGGUCCAUUACACCAUUUUCAUUGGGAACUCUGCACACGGGCUAUCAGGAUUAUGAGGAAGGUGUCAAGAAAAUUCCUGUGGCAUCGGUUACAGUGGAAGAUGCCACAAGGCUUCUGAGGAUGUAUCGGAGGAAUGAAACUAUCAGGAUUUACCUGGAGAUGCAUGAUGAGGACAAGGGUGUUGCCAAGUCCAGGAACACAAUUGGAGAGUUGACGGGAAGACAGGAAAACAGCUCAGUUGUGGUGGUGUCUGGCCAUUUGGACAGCUGGGAUGUUGGAGUGGGAGCAAUGGAUGACGGAGGGGGCGCUUUUAUUGCUUGGCAUGCUGCGAAAUUUCUCAAAAAACUGGGACUUCAGCCCCGUAGGACAAUCAGGGCUAUUUUGUGGGUUGGUGAGGAGCAGGGCUACUGGGGAGCAAGAGCCUACCAAGCCAAUCAUAGUCACCAUGAGGAGGAAGAAUUCAAUUUCUUCAUAGAGUCAGACAUAGGGACUUUUACGCCUACUGGGAUGGAUUUUAGUGGAACAAAAGAUGCUGAGUGCAUCUUCCGGGAGAUUCUACAGCUCCUGGAACCUCUCAAUGCCACCCAAUUUGCCUCCCCCAUCGACGGAGGACCGGAUAUUUCUGUGUGGACCGACAGGGGAUUCCCCGGAGCGUCACUUCUCAACAAGAAUGACAAUUACUUCUGGUACCAUCACUCAAAUGCAGAUACGAUGCUCGUAGAGGAUCCAGAUGCCCUGGACAAGUGCACAGCUGUCUUUGCAGCUGUGAGUUACGUGAUUGCUGAUCUGAGUAUUGAAAUGCCCAAAAUUGUUACCUCUCUGUAAAAUUUUAUUUAAUAAUUUUCUUUAUUUUUCCAUUAAUAAACUUUUUCCUGGGGAA
Phlebotomus papatasi is the source of this 1492-nucleotide messenger RNA. RefSeq names its product carboxypeptidase Q-like. Gene Ontology annotation, biological process: proteolysis; peptide catabolic process. Gene Ontology annotation, molecular function: metallodipeptidase activity. NCBI's taxonomy places the organism in Eukaryota, Metazoa, Arthropoda, Insecta, Diptera, Psychodidae. The record is from RefSeq and is a predicted model, not a curated record. The transcript has a single exon. The coding region runs from base 1 to 1437 and encodes 478 amino acids.